AUGCCAGCUUCUGAACGGCCUACUCAAUUGCAUUUCCAAAAUUGCAAUGAUCUCAAUAUAAUUGGAAUAACUUCAUUCAACAGUCCAAGAAACCAUAUAGAAAUUAAGGAAUGCAAAAGAGUUAAAAUAACGAAAAUAAAACUCGUAGCACCGGACGACAGUCCUAACACCGAUGGUAUUGAUAUCUCUGAAUCAAGUGAUGUCGAUAUUUACGACACAGUAGUUGGAACUGGAGAUGAUUGUGUAGCUAUAAACAACGGAAGUAUGAAUAUCAACAUUACAAGGAUGAAUUGUGGACCGGGCCAUGGAAUAAGUGUGGGAAGUCUAGGGAGAGAUGGAGAAGAAUCUAUGGUUGAGAAUAUUCAAGUGACUGAUUGCACCUUCGUUAGGACGGAAAAUGGAGCCAGAAUUAAGACAUGGCCGUGUUUAAAAUGA
This is a messenger RNA of Camelina sativa (false flax), 435 nucleotides long. The record is from RefSeq and is a predicted model, not a curated record. NCBI's taxonomy places the organism in Eukaryota, Viridiplantae, Streptophyta, Magnoliopsida, Brassicales, Brassicaceae.